Messenger RNA from Ectocarpus siliculosus, 1119 nucleotides. The record is from the annotation of a GenBank genome assembly. NCBI's taxonomy places the organism in Eukaryota, Phaeophyceae, Ectocarpales, Ectocarpaceae.
AUGCAGGCGUGUUUGUUUGGUGGCACAGGGGGGGGAAGGGACCGCCCCGACCUGCUCUCGGGCUCCGACGACCGUACGGUUAAGAUCUGGGACUACCAGACCAAGACGUGCGUGCAGACCCUCGAGGGGCACACCAACAACGUCUCCGCCGUGCUCUUCCACAAGCGCCUCCCCAUCAUCGUCUCCGCGGGGGAGGAUGGCACCAUCCGCCUGUGGCACUCGACGACGUACCGCGCGGAGACGACUCUGAACUACGGCAUGGAGAGGGUAUGGGCCUUGGCUGCCUCCCCCGACAACAACAAGGUGGCGAUCGGCUUCGACGAGGGGACGGUGGUGCUCAAGCUCGGGCACGAGAUGCCGGUGGCCUCCCUGGACACGCACACGGGCAAGGUGGUGUGGGCCCUCAACAGCGAGAUCCAGACCACCUCCCUCAAGGGGCUGGUGGGCGACGGGUCCGACGUGAAGGACGGGGAGCGCCUUGCGAUCGUGCCGAAGGGGAGGUUGAGCUACUACAUCGGGGGGGAGACGAUGACCCUGUGCCACUUGGAGCACCCCAUGUACAUGCUGGGCUACCUGCCUAAGGAGGACCGGGUGUACCUCAUGGACAAGCAGCAGAACAUCUACAGCUACCGCGUGCGCCAGGCCAUGCUGCAGUACCAGACCGCGGUCGUGCGGAAGGACUUCGAGACGGCCAACUCCAUCCUCCCCUCCAUCCCCAAGGGAGAGUACACCGCCGUCGCCCGCUUCCUCGAGAGCCAGGGCUUCAAGGACGAGGCGUUCCAGGACCUGGGUGGGCUGCUGCUGCUGCACUCCUCGACGGGGAACCGGGAGGGCAUGCUGGCCCUGGCCGAGGACGCCCGCAAGGCCGGCCGCACGAACGUCGCCUUCCUGUCGCUCUUCGUCUGCGGGAAGGUGGAGGAGUGCCUAGAGCUGCUGGUUAGCGCCGGACGUGUCCCCGAGGCGGCUUUCAUGGCGAGAACCUACCUGCCCUCGGCGAUGGGCAGGCUGGUGGAGCUCUGGAAGAAGGACCUGGCCACUGUCUCGGCGAAGGUGUUGUUGCUGGUGGCUGUGGUGUUGGUUGUAGCGUUGAUGUGGUGUUGUAUGCUGUUAAGUUGGUGA